This is a messenger RNA of Gopherus evgoodei (Goodes thornscrub tortoise), 1503 nucleotides long. It is a transcript of the gene C6H9orf85, whose product is annotated as chromosome 6 C9orf85 homolog. The coding region runs from base 38 to 553 and encodes 171 amino acids. The record is from RefSeq and is a predicted model, not a curated record. The transcript has 4 exons. NCBI's taxonomy places the organism in Eukaryota, Metazoa, Chordata, Testudines, Testudinidae.
AGCCACGUGCGGCAGCGGCGGACCUAGGUGCGGGAGGAUGAGUUCCCAGAGGGGGAACGUGGCCCGCUCACGGCCCCAGAGACAUCAGAACUCGCGAGUUUUCAAAAAUGACAAGUAUGACACAAGCGCCCAGCGCAAGAAAAUCAAUGCAAAGCUUCAUGAUGGAGUGUGUCAGCGCUGUAAGGAGGUCUUGGAGUGGCGUGUAAAAUUCAGCAAAUACAAACCACUAUCAAAACCGAAGAAAUGUGUGAAGUGCCUCCAAAAGACUGUAAAAGAUUCUUACCAUAUUAUUUGUAGAUCUUGUGCUUGUGAAUUAGAAGUCUGUGCUAAAUGUGGAAAGAAAGAAGAAAUUGUAGUUCUGAUCAGUAAAGGACCAGAGAAGAUGGAGAAUGAGACUACUGGAAAUUGCCAAAGAAAGAUCAGUAGAAGAGAAGAGUCAGAGGAAAGUGAUGAACUGGAUUUUGACAUUGACUUAGAUGGCAUGGACGAGAAGAAUCCUGACAUGCUUGAGGAACAUUUUAAAAAUAUGAAGUUUGAAAGGACAGAAGUCUGAAACUGUUCCUGUAGAAUCUUUAUAUGAAAGGCUAAAAGUUCUAAUCUGGAGACUGUACAACUGAAGAAAAAAGUCAAAGUGAUACCUACCUAGUAUUUCCAUUAUGACAGUUAAGUCUGACAUUUGAGUACUUAACACACUAAAAAUAAAUGGAACAUUUAUAUUAGAAUUUUCUCUCAAAAAAUCUUUAUGCAAGAGUGGGAUUCCACAAUAAAAAAAAAUUGUCAAUUUCUGGUAUACAGGGAGUCAUGGAGCCUUUCCACUCCCAGGUCACUGGUUUUAAAAAUCAUCCUGAUUGGAAGUGUCAAACUCACUGUCAUGUGGUAACUAUUCUGUUUGUGCAAAGUGAGUUACAGAUCUCAGGCCAAAAUAUUAUGGACAAAUGGCCGUAUCACAGGAAGGAAAGUUGAACUGUCAAAAAUAAUGCUAAUGAAUGAUUCUGGAGACUAAGCUACUCUCUUAGUCCUGCUAAUAUGCUCCAGAACAGGGUUCUACAGAGUACUGCCACUACCCCCACGCUUGCUGCUCAUUUCGUGUGUAAAUAGAGGAUCUGAAUGCUGUUAUCAUGUGAUGAAGUAGGGGAUUUUUUUGUAUUUUUUUGUGGUUUUCCAAUGGUCUGCACGCAGAGGGAGUGGGUCUUAGUGUCCCUGGGUGUUACUGGUUUAACAGGGUUAGGGGUGGGGGAGUUUUUGUUGUUACAGAGGACCAGAGAGGGAACUUGAGACCCCAGCUGAUGGCCUGGAGGAGGGACACCCCAGCAGCUGGUGACUUGAUGGCCCAGAGACCCAGCUCAGUAGUUGCAGCUGGUUCUGGCCAGUGGGAGGACAAUGGGCUGCAAAGAGAGGACCCCAUGACCUAACCAGCCCGUUUCAGCCAGAGGAGGAGGGAGAGGAGAGGAGGCCCAGACGACCCUGUUUACCUGGAAAGACAGUGGACAGAGGCAGGGCCUG